Messenger RNA from Amoebophrya sp. A120, 3794 nucleotides. Lineage: Eukaryota; Dinophyceae; Syndiniales; Amoebophryaceae. The record is from the annotation of a GenBank genome assembly.
AGAGAUGUUGCUCGAAUUGGGUUUGAGGUUGUUGAGCGCAAAGUUGUAGUUCUUUCAGUUGUGCUUGUUGUGGUCCUUCUCCUUGUGUAAGUAUGAUAGUAGAAUAAAUCGCUCCUUUCAGUAGUCGUCUACCUGCUUCUUUAUUCUACUAAUCCUUUACAAAACAGUAGAUGUAGAACAAUCUAGAUUCACAGCGCCCACAUCACGAAAAAGAAACGCACCCCUUCUGGAUAGCCGGCGUCUUGCCGGAAUAGUAAAAGUAACGAUAAAGUAGAAGUAGUACCGUAGUUGUUGUAAACCGAUAAUUAUGUCGACCACCGCCAGGCGAGAUGAUCGAAUACCCAAUAUUAGGGGCGACGAACAACACGAACCACGCGAGGGUGACCACGACGACGGGGGCCAGAUGACCACCGCUGCUGCCAUCAAGAUGAACCUCGACCGCCAGCUCCUCGAGCUGGAGGCCUUGGACGCCAUUUUCGGCCCAUUCACGGUCGUCCGCAAAGUGUAUGACACUGCACAGCUCCCCCUCCCCCUCAUUUGUAUAUGUGAAUUUCUAAACUAAGAAAUUCUCCUUUGUCUGUGUUUGAUCCGUAUCUCGUAUCGUGGGAACAAGAUCAGACGGGUCGUAACGUUGACCAGAAAGAUUGAAGGACCUUUCGUGAAAAAGAGUGGCCUCGCAUCGAGGAGAAAGCAAAGCACUACUCGCUGAUAUCAAUCAUUUCUGCGUGAACCAACCGCCCAUCGUGGCUCAAGGAUUGUUUGUUUGUUUUUCACUGAUGACACCGAUGUAAAUUGAUAAUGACUUGGCGUCCACACUUGGACUCUCUCCUGGGGGAGAUAUUUGUGUUCUGCUGGCAGCAUAAGAAGAGUGAGCGAAUUUAGAUCAGUCUAUUCAUGUAAUUGGUUCCCGUUGGUCCAAUUUUACAUAUAACAUGAACGGCAAUACAAGUGCCAGCAAGAAUGCAGGUUUUGCAUGACAAAUUUGCGGAGGAGUGUAGUGCUAUUUGGGCUUCCAGAACUUGUCAUGCAUGAUAGUGACAGGACCAGGAGGGAAAGUGUGAGUUUGGUAUUUUGCAUGAGAAAUGAGAACGAGGGGGAGUUCGAGUUGUGCACUAUGAUAAAGUGUUCGGCGCAGUGCGGGACCGGGAUACUGGGGCUUAUUCUUCAUCUGCUCUCGCGACUUCUAGUUGUACUACUACCGGUUGUAGUACGAGUAGUUCCAGUACUUCUACUAGCGGGUCAAGAACUACUAGAACAUCGCCAGGAGCAGGUACAGACGAUGCUGAGGCAAUUCACAAAACCACUGGUGAUAUCGUCGUGGAGCUGGCGGCGCAAGAACUUGUACCGGAGCAGAACGAGAUGAAAGGCGAUUUCCGCAGUAGCUCCCUAAUAUGCAGCCCACUGACGGUUGUCUUGCGACUGCCCCGCCGAAAUUAUCCGGAAGGCGGAGGCAAGCCGGUUCUUGUGGAAGGGUUUCCUUCUAGAAGUGGAAUUAUGGUACUACCACCUGCUGCUCUGGACGAGAGCCAACAUCUACCUCUACGGAAGAAAUUCGAAGACUUUCUUGCCCAGCUCCCCGACGACAUGGAGGUUUUGCAGGAUAUUGCGACGUUUCUGACCGAGGAACAAGUAGCUGCCACAUCGACCACGCCACAAAAUGGAUUUCCUCAAAAUCUUCAAAACGGCGAGGAAAUUAUCUCACCGCCUCCGCCAGGACGAGAUCACUCUUCCUCGUCCCGCCGGCUGGCGGAGUGGUUCCGUUCCCCAGCUUAUGAACUGCAAAAGUAUCGUACUCGUAUUAAUGCAUGACAAAUUUCCUCAGCAUGAGAAAGAAAAUUUGUAAUCCAGAUUCACCUUGAGAAAAAAAUUUGUAAUGCAGGACUGCAAUACGAGUACGAUACUUUUGCACAGGAUACAGCCUUCGCCGCCGCCCUCGCCGACGCGGGGUUUCACAGUUACGGCGUUCUCAAAUGUUACAUUCUCAGCUGUUACAUGAUUUGUCAUGCGAAAUUACUUUAUAGGCGCCAGGUGGUCAAGCUGCUUCGCAUGACAAAUCUGCGAAGGGCUAGACAGCACCUAAAUCUGUGCGGAAUUUGUAAUGCAAGAGGCGCAACCUCCCCCCUUUCAUCAAUACUGCCGCCCUUGCAUCACAAAUUCGAUGUAAAAACAGUUGAGAAUGUAACAGUUGAGAGCGCCAUAACAGUUACGGCCCCGACUGCUGGGCGCAGAGCGGCCGGGACGGCCGCGGCGUGACCAUCGAGCAGGUCGAGGAAAACGUGGUCAGCGUUUCCUGCGUAUGAACUGCAAAAGUAUCCGAUACUUGUUGUAUAAAUGCAUUACAAAUUUGUCCAGCAUUACAAAUUAAAUUUGUAAUGCUGAAUUACCUUGACAAAGAAAUAACUUGUAAUGCAUAAACGCAAUUUUACUACGAGUGCGAUACUUUUGCACAGCAUACUGCGACGGCUUGGAGCCGGAGGACGUGGAGAGCUGGCUGGAACUGGAGAUGUUGUUAUGGCGUUCUCAAACGUUACAUUCUCAACUAUUACAUGGACUUGUAAUGCAAGAACAGCAAAAGUGAAAGUGGCAACAUUUUUCUUUUUGCACCUUUCGCAUGACAGAUUUAGAUUUUCCACAGAUUAUCAUGCUGUUUAGCCUUUCGAAAAUUUGUCAUGCUAAAGCACCUUGAUCAAGUGGAGGCUGAUGGCAAUUUUGCAUGACAAGUUCAUCCAUGUAACACUUGAGAAUGUAACAGUUGAGAACGCCAUAGUUGUCCUCGACGGCGUUGAAAACUUCUGCCGCUACUUGUUCAUCCGGUGGUACCACAGAAGAUGAAAUAAAUGCUGAAGACCUCCAGGAACGAAGGUUCGCGAGCUCCUUCCCGUCCCGACUGCUACAGUGGGCACGCGCGGCUGCUUCGGAAGACGGGUUUCUGACAACUGGUGGCGGGGGGAAAAUAAAUCGUGGCAAAGAUGACCUUGGUGGAGGCCAAGAUGUUGUUGGGACAACGAGCGACAACGAGGAUGUUUGUGACAGCGACGACGACGACGACGACCUGUCUAUCUGCACCACCUACCUGCCGCAGAAUUUGAAGUAUGACAAAACCCGAUCCCUCGCGAUCUACACGUGGGGCCGGGCAAUUUUGAAAACGACCCCCAAGCAAGCCCAGGCGAACUUCAAUGCGACGGUGCUUUCGGGGAAGGGCUCGGGUAUAAAUUUGAAGAAGAUGAAUAUCGCAGGAAAAAACUGUUUCACUGUGAACUUGUGAUGCAGAAAAUGCAUCACUGAAGUGUUUGUCUUGCUACACAUACAAGACAAGUGAUUCUUAGCGGUGUUUUCCCUUAGGAUCCUUGCAUGGCGAGUUUUUUUUGUAAUGUGUAGCGAACUUGUAAUGCAAAACUUGCAAAACCAAAAUCCUUACAGUGGAACAGUUUUUUCUUACGAUAAUGAACGGGCUUUCGCUGGAAAUCCAGAGCAAAAUUUCCCGGUGCUCGCUAUUCCCGGUCUGGAUGGAAAUGGUGGUAAAGAAAGUCGAGGCGGAAAAUUUUCACGCCAUCGCGGUGAACUGCCGCAAGGGAAGGCAUCGAAGCGUCGCGGCGGCCGAGCUGCUGAAAAAGCUCUACUACCCAAACGCGAGGACCCAUCACUUGACGAUCUGUUAGCCGCUGCAGUGGAUUUGUGGUCUUACUCACAAUCGAUGAACAUUUAUUUUGACGACAUAUAUCCGAAUAGCGACUGCAUUUUUUUUACGUUGACGCAGAGUCAACAAUGUGAAUGUAGAAUGAAAGUGAGCUAGC